AGUCCGUUAGUUGGUUAUUUUAGCCGGCAGCAACAGCGGCAGCUGUGGCGGAGACGCCUCCGCUCUCCCUGAGCCGUUGAACCCCACCCACCACCACCACCGCCGCCACCACCAUGGCGUCCGCGUCGCGGCUGCUGCCGCCGCCGGCGCCCUCCCCGUUCCACCACGCCCACGCCCAGGCGACGCCCCUCCCGUCGCCCGCCGCCCGCCAGACCCAUCCGCGGCGGCGCCUCCGCGGGUGCCGCUUCGCAGCCGCCGCGGCCACCGCCACCGCCACCGGUGGAGACGGAGCGCUGGUGCUGGAGGGGGGCGGCCCCGGCGGCGCCGCCGGGGUGGCCGUGCGGGAGUUCGUGACGCUCGACGAGCUCCGCGCCGCCGUGCGCCUCCGCAUCCGCACGUUCUACGAGUACGCCACCGACUCCUACGGCGCCGAGGAUCUCAGAAAAUCUCUGGCAGACCGGGAGUAUGAAGCAUUGCAAGAUCGAAUUUCUGGGAAGAUGAUCAAUUUUCAAAGAGUUUCAUGUAUAAAUGGGACAGUCCCACUGCUGCCUUCCUUGGCAUCGGCAGAGGAGCUUUGCUCUACAUGUAAGUUUAUGGAAGAUGGAGAAGAAAGAAUUGUAGUUGGUAGUUUAGACCUUAAUCAGUGUCUUUGGCUGCCAGAUGAACUCACUGGAAAGAGGCCUGGGGUAAAUGAAUCCAGCCAUACAAGGGCUUAUCUGAGCAAUGUUUGUGUUGCUAAGGAGCUUCAAAGAAAUGGAUUGGGUUAUGCAUUGGUUGAUAAGUCUAAGAAACUGGCUCGUGAAUGGGGUAUAACUGAUUUGUAUGUGCAUGUUGCCAUCAACAAUGAAGCAGCACAGAAGUUGUAUAACAAAUGUGGAUUUGUGUAUGAGAGUGAGGAGCCUGCAUGGAAGGCUAGGUUCCUUGGGCGGCCUCGAAGGCUGCUUCUGUGGCUCGAUAUGAAGAAAGACCAUGUGUGAUUUUACGUGUAAAUAUCAUUGUUUAUAGUUAUGUCCUUCCCAUAAUAUAUAUUAAUUCAUAUAUUGUUUUUCACUUCCUGAUGUCAAAUUGAUUAAGAAAAGUGACUGAUGUCAAAGUGAAAUGAUCCCUUCUCUCUUUCUCGUGUGUUGUUUGCUUGUUCUGCACAAGCUACUCAGUUCGUUCAGAUUCUAGAGUACAACUCCUGUUCUUUGAGCAAUCGGACCAGAACAGAAUUAUGGACUAUGAAGAAAGUACAAAGCUAUGAUAAUUUGCAAGGAUCAAAUAUUACU
Molecule: messenger RNA, 1268 nt
Organism: Oryza brachyantha (malo sina)
Lineage: Eukaryota; Viridiplantae; Streptophyta; Magnoliopsida; Poales; Poaceae
Exons: 5
Coding region: 114-977 (287 amino acids)
Cellular component (GO): chloroplast
Molecular function (GO): acyltransferase activity, transferring groups other than amino-acyl groups
Source: RefSeq, a predicted model, not a curated record